AUGCGUCCUCAGGUGCUUCAGGUCAGCGUGCCGGCGGCCAAAAGCGAGCGGUACUGUCACGCGGCGCGUUUUCUUUUGAUGGAUGAGAACGGCGUUUCUGGGCUCGCGAUGCACUGGCCGGAGAGCUGCCCCAUCAAGGCCGCGAUGAAGGACUUUGCCCAGCUCUUCAACCACACGAGCAAGGCGGUCGAGGACAAGACUUAUGAUCUGCCGCCAGAACCGCUGGUCCGGCGGAUCCUGGACCAGAUCCCCGACCGGCCCGCGUGCGAUCAGCUCGCUCAAAAGUACACCGACUGCCGCGAGUGCCCCCACGCGAGUGCCGAGCGCGCCUCCUUUGUGCGCGCGCUCCGCCGGCUCGCUGAGUCGGGCAUCACCUUUCUGCAGCGGCGCGCGUCGGCCGAGCCAAAGGAGCGGGCUGGCCCGUCCAAGGCGCGCAAAUCCGCGCCAGCGCAGGCCAGCUCGGCGCCCCUCCCCCUCGGGCCCUCUGCCGCCCCGCAGAGCGGAAGCGCGGGCCAGUCGGCGGCGGCCGCCUCCUCCUCCUCCUCCGACCCGCGGCGCGUUCAGCCCGGCAAGCGAGCGAGGCCUGCUUGCAGCUCUGCCGGGGACCCGCUGGCGGCGCUCGCGGACGCGGCUGGCGACGCCAAGCGAAUGCCCACCUCGCUCGGCGCCCCUCCCCCCCCUCAGCCCAGCGCGGCGCUGCCUGCCCUCGCGCUGUGUGGCGCCCGGCACAACAGCUGCAGCAGCUCGCUGGCUUCGUCUCCGGAGCACGAGUACGCGCCGCCCCAGCUGGCGCCGCACCAGUCGAUGGCCGCGAUGCAGAUCGCCGCGCCGCAUCCCGCCACGAUGGGGGCGGUGGUGGAGGGGCUUGCGACGCUGACGAGCGACAUGAGCGACGAGGUGAAGAGCGCUGCGCUCAGCUGGUGUCUCCGGCGUGGAAUGUCGGCCUUCCUCGCCGCCCUGCCGCUCCAGCCAAGCGGGCUGCAGGCCUCCGUCCUGCGGCGGCGGGUGGAGGCGGUGGAGCGCGGACCGGCCCGCCCGACGGCAACCACCCACUCCGCAGUCAAGCAGGAGGAGCCCGCCCAGGCCACGCCGCCGCUGUGA
Messenger RNA from Emiliania huxleyi CCMP1516, 1101 nucleotides. RefSeq lists its product as hypothetical. Bases 1 to 1101 code for a protein of 366 amino acids. The record is from RefSeq and is a predicted model, not a curated record. Lineage: Eukaryota; Haptophyta; Isochrysidales; Noelaerhabdaceae. The transcript has 6 exons.